Diachasma alloeum is the source of this 1089-nucleotide messenger RNA. RefSeq lists its product as uncharacterized. Bases 1 to 1089 code for a protein of 362 amino acids. Lineage: Eukaryota; Metazoa; Arthropoda; Insecta; Hymenoptera; Braconidae. The transcript has a single exon. Gene Ontology annotation, molecular function: nucleic acid binding; zinc ion binding. The record is from RefSeq and is a predicted model, not a curated record.
AUGCUGGUCACACCAGCAUCUUUGCUUUUAGGUCGAACGCGGACGCUCUCUGAAGGCACCGCGACCUCGAUGGACUCGGAGUUUGAGGAUGAGAGCUUAGCUCUCUCUGACAACAGCAAGGCUUCCAGGAUGAAGAGGAAGUCCCGAGAAUCACCACCGGCGGACACCAAGGACCCGAAGAAGAAGAAGAAAGAUGAGGUGAAGGUCGCUCAUGCCCAGAGCAAAAAGGAGGAUCUACCUGCAAAGUCUUUGAACUGGGAGCAGGUCAAGACCAAAAAGAAGAGGCAGCUGCAGCCGCCAGAAAAGCCUCAGAAGAAGGAGGUGAAAAAGAAGAAACAGAGGGUACUGGUCACAAGGCCAAAUGCGCUGAUCGUACGCAUGAAGGACAAGCAGCAGUACUCGGAGGUACUCAAACGAGUGAAGCAGCAGAUACCUUCCGAACAGGCUCGUGACUGCGUUGACAAAAUCCGCAGAACGACCACAGGAGAUAUGCUGAUCAUCCUCUCAAAGGAUAAGGAGAACGAAUCUGAUAGCCUCCACAAGGCGAUAGCCGAGCUCCUUGGAGACGAGGCUGAUGUCCUCAGUAAAGGACCACAGGAGGAACUUGAGAUUAAGGAUCUCGACGAGCUGACGACGAAGGAAGAGGUGCUUGAAGCCCUGAGACUCACAGCCGGGGUAGAUUGUCAAAUUUCCCCGGAUGCCAUCAGGUCUUUGCGCAAGGCCUACGGAGGUACCCAGACUGCUUCAGUGAUACUGGCCGCAGCCGUCGCGAAGAAAGUCCUAGGCGAUCGAGGCAAGAUCCGUAUAGGAUGGGUGAACUGCCGGAUCAGACGGGUGGAGAGAGUGAUCAAGUGCUUCAAGUACUGGCACUAUGGGCAUCUCGCCAUCAAAUGUAGGAGUCAAGUGGACAGAGCAAAGCUCUGUACAAAAUGUGGGGAAGAUGGACACAAAGCUGCUGGCUGUGAAAAAGCAGCCCUUUGUGCCUUAUGCACUGAGAGAGAUCCAUCGAAGGACUGUGCCCAUAUUGCUGGUAGCAGCAGAUGCCCUGUCUUCAGGGAGGCACAUCAGAAGGUGAAUAAGAAACAGUAA